ACAGAGGAGCUUGAAAGCCUGAGUUCCAGUUGCCAAGUCGGUUGCGACAAGAGAGCAAGAAUGGAAGACUUGUGAAGCCUGAAGUGGCAGCGGCCAGCGACGCAGCGGUAGUGCCAGCCAGUUAGUGUCUGUCACGGGAGACGACCCAGGGACAUGGACGGAGCGCGGCUGUAACCUACGUGACAUGAGGUGCGAGAGUUGAUGACACUACACGCAGAGCUGGCAGGCGGAGGAGGGGGACAGUGGCUGCUGCAGCAGACCUGAGUAUUACCAGACACACACACACACACACUUCUAGAACGGCAGACACAAGACACUUUACUGUGACGGAAGAGCCCAAUUCCCAAGACUGUGGACAGAUGGUUAAGAUGCCUCAGCGACAGCGGCACAACACAGGCGGGGGCGCCGGCGGAGCAGAGCUGCCCCUGCUGGACCCUGGCGUGAUCGAGGCCCACAACGCCGUGACCACCACCAGGUGCUGCGUGCCCCUGGCGUGCGGCUGUCUCCGGGGCUACGAGCCCAUCAAUCUCGACUCCCCCACGGGCUGUGUCCGCGUGCACUGUAACAACGAGCACUGUACGCUGGGGAACCUCAUGCACGGCGAGUGCUUCUCUGCGUGGGAGACGCACGUGCUGGCCUUCCUCAGGUCGUGUGGCCGUGCACGCUCCUGGUCAGAGAAGCAACGUCUGCAAAACUUAUGGACAAAACGCGGGUACGAUCUGGCUUAUAGGGCGUGCUCUUGCUUGUGUAGUCGCGGACACCUCCGCAAGGACCUAGAUUGGACACCCCCGACAGAAUCAGACGAUGAAAACAGAACCAGGAGAAAGAAAAAAACUAAAAACCAGAAGCCCACGCUGGUGACGGUAGGCGCUGGUGCCCUUAAUAACAAUAACCCCACCUCCAUUAACACGAAUAUUACCCUCAAUCCCACUCCGGCCGGCGACGUGCCCGGGCAACCUUGCCAACGCCACCGGAACAACUCCAUCUCGUCGACGGGGUCCUCGCCUCCCUCAGACGCGCCCUCCAGCCCUAAUCACGCCGCCCUGUGCAAGCGCCGAUCCAGAGAUAUCUUCCCCGAUAGAAGCAGACAUGGAUCGGGCGGUGGAGGGCUGUUCGCGCGAAGACCGGAUUUCAGCAGUUUCAACGCCUUACCACGUCACAAAAUCAACUCCUACCACAUCAAGAUGGAGGAUGACGGCCUCCAUGGUAACGAUGACACCCGCUGCUUCAUCCUCUCCACCCUGGCGGCCCAGCGGACGGCCAGGACGGCGUGUGUUCUCUGUCACCAGGCGCUCCUCGUCUUCGACCGCUACCCUCUACUGGAUGGGACCUUCUUCCUCACACCGAUCCAGCAUGCCAAAGCUGCCAUUCCUGUUCGCGUAGAGGGUCGGCAGCAGUACCUGGCGGCAGUGUGCAUGGGGUGCCUGGAGGGGUGGUCGGUGAGCCUACGGUGUGCCUAUUGCUGUGCCCGUUGGAACGGCUCGGCCCUCAUCCUAGGCACGAUGUACUCCUUCGACAUCUUCGCCGCCAUGCCCUGCUGCGAAAGUAGGUUAAAAUGUAGCAAAUGUGAGGCUGUGGUAAUCCCCCCAGACCAGAGGUUGAGUUUCUUCAGUGACUACAGCAGAACCCAUGCGUGUCCCUCCUGUGGCCAUGUCGACCACCAUUUCGUUAAGCCCUUAAGUUCCUUCAUCAGAGAUGACAAACAGUCUUGGUAGUCCCAGCGCACCUCCGCCUCCGUCAAGCCAGCGCAGCUCGUGGGCCAAUGGCAGGCGUGAGUGCACCCAUAGAACACGACCCUUGAGGCGUUAUCGGAGAAGAGUGUGUAUAGUGAACUAUAGAGGCAUCAAGAAGCAAGAAACAGUUAAGUGUUUGUCAUCACAGAGCAAGUAAUUGUUGAGACAUGGGUUGACUGGAGAGAGAAGGAGAGAGCUGCUGUAGUUUUAUGGAGGAAGUUUUUGUAGAAAAGUCUCGUCAUAAAGGUCAUUGGUACAGUCAUCAUUGAACAGAGAUCCUGAAGUCUGUGGUUUACAUUCCAGAAGAUGAUUUUUAUUUGUCUGGCAUCUGUCAAAGUAGUGGAGAAGGCUUGAAAGGCUGCCAAUGAAUUGGUUUUUGAAAAGUUAAGAUCAUGGACAUGCUAAGAGUUUGUGGAGGGAGCUAGUGUAUGUGCCAGAGAUACAUCAUGAGAGUUGAAAUCUGAUGAAUGUGCCUGGCAAUGAUGACUGGGAUUUUUUUUUUUAUUCUGUUGGAAACAUAAUGUGCUUAUUUGUUGGAGGUUGCUUUUUGAAUGAAUCUGUCUACAUACCAUCAGGGCUGCUUCCUGCCUGGAAUGGAUCUAACUGUGUGUCUUGUGCGAGAAGCUUUACACACAUUUGAGGCAUAAAACAGAAAUGCUCUUGUGGGCAAUUUGGUGUUUUUGGUGGCCAGUUAAGGUGUCUGGCAGGGAAAUAUGCACUGACAUUGUCAACAAAAACUUGACCCAUAAGGAUCUUAACCCAUAAGGAUCGGGAAAGUAUCAUUUUGCUUUUUUGGGGUCCACCAGAAACUUGUGGAUGGAUGUAAAUACAUAGAGAUUAGUUGUAUUCUAAUUGUGUGAUCUAUUGUGCUGUCUCCAACUUUACUCAGUAAGUCUGAAUUUCGAUGUUUCAACGUAGACAUAGUCCAAGAUUCCUUGCUGACAUAGAUCCAGAGACAAAAACUCAACAACCCUGUUUGAAAUUCACAAAAACAUUUUAAAAAGAGAAAGAUACACAACAGAAAUAAAGGUGUGCAUGAAAAUGGACAUAAGAAACUUUGUGAGGAUAAGUGGAAGAAAUAAUGAAGGACAGGAGAAAAGGAAAAUGGAGGAAUGAAGGACAGAAGUAAAUAUAGGAAGUAUGGACGAGAGGGGAGGAAAGUUGGAGAAAGGACAGUCUACAAAAGGACUUUGGUGAGAGUUUUGAGGUAGAAGUGCAGAGUUAAAAGAACAAAACAAAGGGUUUAUUGUGUAUGUGAAAGAGAAACUUGAACUUUUCUGCAGGAACUGGAUCAUGUUGAGAGGCAUGAAAGUGGGUACAGGUGUGCAGUUAAAAGGAUGGAAAAAAAUCAUAAAACUCACACUUCUGAGGUGGUAAGAUCUUCCUCAAAUCCUCAGACGACACAAUCCGGGAAGAGUUAUUGGAUCAAUCUGAAAAAUGGAAUGGCAGGGAAAGUAAUGGCUCAUUGCAAACCUGGUGGGAGGUCAUUAAGAGAAGAGAAGUAAAUGAAGGUGAUGAAAGAGAAGUAACAGGAGAACGAGAGGGAGAGAUGAGGCAAAGGUGCAUUAGAUGUCAGCGAGGGAUACUCGAGGGCUUCAAGACAACUUGGUGUCAGACGUUACAGGGCUAUUAAAAUUAUCAAGAUCAAUCGUGGCAGCCUGUACAAUGACUUUGUGGAGCCUGAUUCAUGCCACCCCAUCACUGAAAUCGGCAGACCACCACUCGACAAGUGCAUGAUCCACUCUGGCCUCCCAUGGUUCGCUGCUGUUUUCUGGCCUUCUGUGGUCGGUUGACCACUGGACCGUCGCAGACCACUUGGCACGGUCCUGCUCCUGGUUCUGUGCCCGUCAUCUCGGCUCCAAGCUGAUGAUAGCAGUAACCUCAUGGAGGGAUAAAUGCCUGUAAGUUAGUUCAAUGUGCACUCUUUUCUUUGUAAUGUAGCUCCUAAUGAAUAUAUUUCCUCAAAUGACAGUGAAUCCGCUUGUAUGUAGGGAUGAAAAUAAGACUUUUUAAAACUCUUCGUAUUGAAUGUGUAAGGUUUUUUACUAGUAGCUUCAAGAUGUACUGUGUGGAUGGUUCUGCUUUUGAGCCACUGCAUGGAAGGGAUAAAUUUUGAAAAAUCAAAAAUCUGUUUUUUUCCAUUUGGCUGUAAUUGUUAUUGUAGGAAGUUUAGUUGUAAUUUGUUAGAGUAAAGAUUAAAGGGACAGUUGCAGAAGCAUUCACACAGUGGCUUCCGUUUAUGCAGAGUAAGCUGGGGAUGCCGCCUAAGAAGUCGGGUGAGGAAGGUUUGUCACUCCUCAGAAUGCAUUAUUAGAAUCUUGACAGAAUAUUGAGAAGUACUAUAGCGAGAAACAUGCCUUAUUAUAUAGUCAAAGUAAUUCCAUAAAACAUCUUUGUAGUCUUACCUAUUCAGGGAUUUAAUGUAAGAUUUAAGUUAUGAUUUAGAGUUGGUAUUGUCAUAAAGAAAACAUUUUCCUGAAUCAACCAGCUAAAAACCCCUUUUUAAAGGUGGACCAAAAUACUGUACAGUAGUGCUAUUCCUGUACUGAACAAGUUAACGUGUAGGUACAAGGUAACUAGUAAAGAUGCACGUAAUACGUUUUGGGAAGGGGUCAGUCAGAUGGGAAAGCCCACUUACCAUGUUCCUAUAUAACAUGGUGAAUCAUGGCGUCAUCUAGGAUUUUGUACCAGUGCUUGACCUGGAUUUGUUGGCUUAGACUGGUGACUCAUAACUUGAUAGGCUGACAAAAGAUAAUAUCUGACAAUGGAUAUUAAUAAUUUUGCGACUUCCUUUAGCCUCCUUUAUCUUUUAUUGCCAAAAACUUGAAGAUGUGUUUAUGACGAUAUUAAUCUUUAUAGACUAAAAAAAAAAAAACACUUGACCUUGCCUGACCUGACUUCUUCGGCGCAGACUUCAGUCAUGUGUGCAUUGCUAGGAUAAGCUAUUUGGGACCUGAUACUUGUGACCAAACCAGCGAUUGUCAGUAUCCAUGUAGGGUCAGUGACUUGUUAACUCACAAAGCUUUAAUUUGUGUGAAGAUGGAAGUUGGAGGGUGGAGAGAGAGAGAGUGAAUGAACGAGUGAACAAGUUUAAGUUGAGUGGUCACCCAUGGACAGAAGUGUGAUAGAUAUUGGUGCUUCUUGCUGUGCUUUCUCAUCAGCUGUCAUCAGCAACCUCCCAAGUAUUCUUAUUAAUAAGUACUAAUGAAGGUGUAAAUCAAAUUUCUAUACUCUGUAAUUUAAAUUAUUCCUUUAUUAUAAUGAAUGAUUCUGCUAUUUCUCAAUAUAAAAACUGUCCAUGAGUUAGGGUGACAUUGUGCAGCUGAUAAUACCUGUCUAUUGGCUGAUCUCUGCCGGGAUGAGUGGCCAAACAGGUGACCACCUCGUUUCUUUGCUGACAACCCGACUUCCGGAAUUCCAUAUGAGGUCUCUCGCACAACCAGAUCACUCGGCCAUGACUUGGUGUAACCUUUCUGUUGUUACUUUGGAAAUAGCUAAACGUAAUGUAAUUAUUUUAGUGUCUCAACUCAACAAGAGUAGGUGGUCAAACUAGCCACAGGUUGGGCACAAUGAAGUUUCGAGUAGCAAACACAAAUUAAGGUUCUUGUGUAGUAAAUAUUGAGGAGAUGAGCAGCUCUAGACCUGAGAAAAGGUUUAAUUUUUAAGAAAACAUUUGCCUAGCUUUGCAAAGCAAAUCACACAUUACAAAAGGACUGGUACAUUGUGGCAGUGAGAACACCUGUAGCAGGUUCUUUGACAGAAUGUGCAGCGAGUGCUGCUGUCUAACACAUGCACAUGUCUAACACUUGUUAUUGAUUAAUAACUAAAAAUUUAAAAAGUUUUCAGUGAUGGGUCAAAAACAAUUGUAAUUAUAGAAGCAACUAGGAACAUUCCAUUUAAUGUGAAGAGAGGUUAGACUUGCUCUCUCCUCUUAAGAGUCGUGAUCAGCUGUGUUGUGUUGCAAAGCAAAACUGGCUUGCAUUUAAGCUGGAUUAAACCUUGAACAUAGGACCUGCAGACCCAUAACUAUGCUUAUGGUCAAAGUUCUUGGGUAAAACUUGUAGAAUUUUGCUGGAAGUAUGAGAGUUGUGUAUGUUAGGUAAUUGUUUGGGUUUGAUUGCAGCUUGUAUCGGCUAAUUUUUAUCAGCUCAAUUGUGAAUAUAUCCGUAAGUAGACCAAGGUAAAGGAACACGAGUCACACCUUUGUUUGCUUUGCUAAAUUUGAUAAGUUACUGGAAAAAGAAAAAAUAUUUCGUCGAAUUAGACUGUGCCUUGCUAUGGAUAAAUGAAAACUGUGUUGCUUUGUUUUAUUUUUUUUUUCCAAAUUGGCAUGAUUUGUAAUUACAUAAUAAUCAUUCUGGAAAAUAAAUUUACUUUUGUACCCCCAA
This is a messenger RNA of Procambarus clarkii (red swamp crayfish), 6121 nucleotides long. It is a transcript of the gene heca, whose product is annotated as hdc homolog, cell cycle regulator. NCBI's taxonomy places the organism in Eukaryota, Metazoa, Arthropoda, Malacostraca, Decapoda, Cambaridae. The record is from RefSeq and is a predicted model, not a curated record.